Molecule: messenger RNA, 1729 nt
Organism: Stereum hirsutum FP-91666 SS1
Lineage: Eukaryota; Fungi; Basidiomycota; Agaricomycetes; Russulales; Stereaceae
Exons: 4
Coding region: 124-1434 (436 amino acids)
Molecular function (GO): protein binding
Source: RefSeq, a predicted model, not a curated record
AAUUAUGAUGUCGGUCCGCUUCACCAACAUCGACAACGACAACGACAACACCCGUGCAUGAAACUAGUUUGACAGAUCUUCCUUGCUGUAUAAUUUUGUACUCUUUGUAUCACCAUAACUUUCAUGACCCCCGGCGCAUUCCAGUCCCUCAUGGCCUCUCAACUGUCUCCCUUACCCCUCGUGGCGACUUGUCCGCGUUCUGGCCCAAAUACGGUCGAGAAACAUUCGGACCUUUGGUUCAUCGAUGGCUCUGUCGUGCUGCAGGCUGACAAGACUGUGUUCCUCGUUCACCAAACACAACUUGCAAGACAUUCCCUCAUCUUUCGCGACAUGUUCUCUCUUCCUCAACCACCAGCUCCGCGUUCGCGUGAUGACAAAGUCGCAAGAGGUUCCCCGAUGUUCGAAGGUCAUCCCUUAGUCAUAAUGCACGAUGCCGCAGAGGAUGUAGCCAACUUGCUCACGGCCCUCUAUGACGGACCGACAUUCGGGAACAAUGAUCCGGCAGAUUUUCGUAUCGUCUCGGGAAUUCUGCGGCUGUCUUCGAAAUACUUGAUCGAGAGCUUACGUUCUCGCGCACUGGCUCAUCUCAGUAUUGCGUGGCCCGCCACCCUCAAGGGAUGGGAUGCUCGCGAAGAGGCUGUACGAACCUUUGAAUAUGAGAACUCUCACUCAUCUGUGGCGAAUAGAGAGCACCUAUAUCCGUCGCCUAUCGCCGUCAUCAACCUCGCUCGUGAAGCAAAUGCUCCCGAAUUACUUCCAUCGGCGUUUUAUGACUUGUCCCGGUACACAUUCGCUCAGAUAUUUGAACCUUCUCCUCUGGAUGAUCAUGCCUCUUCAUCCCGUUUCCGAUAUCUCACCCCACCACCAUCGCCUCCGCCCCAAGGCAACCCUUCCAAUUCUUCACCCCCGCCACUGUCCGCCGUCUGUCAACCGAGCCUUUCGUCCAGCGAUCUUCAGAAACUGGCUUUAGGCAAAGAGGCAGCAGCUGCCUGCGUCAGUGCACUUGUCCAAUCCAUGGGUCGUGGUCCUCACAUACAUUCUCGCCGCCCCUCUGCUUAUCGACCGCUUUCCCCACCUUCCGCUGUGCUCGUCCACGGCACCUCCUCUUCACCACCCCCGACUGCGAGCUCAAGCGGCUGGGGCUCCUGUACAUCACCUGGUGCUUGCCGCAAAGACUUCGCCGAACUGAUGGGUCUAGCGACACAACAUUACAUCUGCGAUCGGCAGACGGGCGUUAUGGAUCCGUUGUAUGUGGCCGAAGAACUCGGAGGCUUGAAAAGCACGGAAAUGAUGGGAGAGUAUCUUGGGGUGGCCAAGGGAGAGGGUGCAUGGGGAGGCGAGUGUAGGAGUUGUGCCAGAAGCCUCGAGGUGUGGGCAGCAAGAGAGAGGGAGAGGAUGUGGAAGAUGAUACCAUUCUGGUUUAGACUGGAUUGAAGGUAUGUUGCAGACGAUUGAACACGCCUUGAUUUCUCUGUGUGUGUCUGUCGUUCUCUCAACUGUUAUUGCCCGCGUACUUCGUCCGCGCCGUCCUCGUUUUCUUGUUGUGUUUCCUGGCUCUAUACUCUCUUCUGACUGUUUAUCGUGCAUGCUUCAGCCCCCUAGAAUGUGCACUCAUGUCUCCUUGUUGUGUCGCCCUGUGUUUCUAGCUUAUUGUGGCCUUCACAUGUAUUUCUACGAGACCUAUAGUCCGUGUUUAUUUUGAUACGAUUCAUGCAAUCCACUUUUCGCG